Molecule: messenger RNA, 4604 nt
Organism: Octodon degus (degu)
Lineage: Eukaryota; Metazoa; Chordata; Mammalia; Rodentia; Octodontidae
Product: intron-binding protein aquarius-like
Biological process (GO): mRNA splicing, via spliceosome
Cellular component (GO): catalytic step 2 spliceosome
Molecular function (GO): helicase activity; mRNA binding
Source: RefSeq, a predicted model, not a curated record
GUCCAGGUUGUUGGCGGGCUCGUGGAGGCCGUGGGAGUGUCUUCCCGCGGGGUCUAGGUCGUGGCCUCGGCGCCACCGCAGGUACUCAGGAGCGCGCUGCUCCCCGCUGCCUGGCGGAGCUUUCAUUUCCCCCCGCAGCAGCAGGAGAGUGCAGCGAUGGCGGCCCCUGCGCAGCCCAAGAAGAUCGUGGCGCCCACGGUGUCCCAGAUCAACGCGGAGUUCGUGACACAGUUGGCGUGCAAGUACUGGGCUCCUCACAUCAAGAAAAAGUCACCUUUUGAUAUAAAGGUGAUUGAAGAGAUAUAUGAGAAAGAAAUUGUCAAAUCAAGGUUUGCCAUCAGAAAGAUAAUGCUGCUGGAAUUUAGCCAGUAUCUUGAGAAUUAUCUCUGGAUGAAUUAUUCUCCAGAGAUGUCCAGCAAGGCUUAUUUAAUGUCCAUCUGCUGUAUGGUGAAUGAGAAGUUCAGAGAAAAUGUUCCUGCAUGGGAGACUUUUAAGAAGAAGCCAGACUACUUUCCAUUCUUUUUUAAGUGUAUCCUGACAGCAGCGCUGGCUGACACUGACGGUGAAUUUUCCCUCCAUGAACAGACAGUCCUGCUGCUUUUUCUUGAUCAUUGAUUCAACAGUUUGGAAGUAGACUUGAUACAAAGUCAAGUGCAGCAGCUUAUCUCCCUCCCCAUGUGGAUGGGCUUACAGGCUGCACGAUUGGAAUUAGAAUUAAAAAAGACACCCAAGCUAAGGAAAUUCUGGAACUUGAUUAAAAAGAACGAUGAAAAGAUGGACCCAGAAGCCAGAGAACAGGCCUAUCAAGAGAGAAGAUUUCUUUCACAACUCAUCCAGAAGUUUAUCUCUGUGCUGAAAUCUGUCCCACUUUCUGAACCUGUCACUAUGGACAAAGUUCAUUACUGUGAGAGAUUCAUUGAACUUAUGAUUGACCUAGAGGCCUUGCUCCCCACAAGAAGGUGGUUUAACACCAUCCUAGAUGACUCCCACCUUUUGGUUCACGUUUGUUACCUUUCCAACCUUUUUCAUAGGGAAGAAAAUGGCCAUCUUUUUCCCCAGCUUUUGGACAUGCUUAAGUUCUAUACUGGUUUUGAAAUUAAUGAUCAAACUGGGAAUGCCCUGACAGAGAACGAGAUGACCACAAUUCACUAUGACAGAAUUACUUCUUUACAGAGAGCUGCUUUUGCACAUUUCCCUGAACUCUAUGAAUUUGCCCUUUCAAAUGUUGCAGAGGUAGACACUCGAGAAUCGCUGGUCAAGAUUUUUGGACCUCUUAGUUCAAACACACUCCAUGAGGUGGCAUCAUACCUCUGCUUGUUGCCUACCCUUCCUAAAAAUGAAGACACAACUUUUGAUAAAGAAUUUCUUCUAGAAUUGCUGGUAUCUCAUCACUAACGUCGCAUUUCUCAGAUUCAGCAGUUGAAUCAGAUGCCUUUGUAUCCCACUGAGAAAAUUAUAUGGGAUGAAAAUAUUGUCCCAACUGAGUACUAUUCUGGAGAAGGUUGUCUUGCUCUUCCCAAGUUAAAUCUGCAGUUUCUAACUCUUCAUGACUACCUCCUAAGGAAUUUUAACCUCUUUCACCUAGAAUCAACUUAUGAGAUUAGGCAAGACAUCGAGGACAGCGUCAGCAGAAUGAAGCCAUGGCAGUCUGAGUAUGGCGGUGUCGUGUUUGGUGGCUGGGCACGGAUGGCCCAGCCCCUUGUUGCUUUCACUGUAGUGGAGGUUGCCAAACCCAACAUAGGUGAAAACUGGCCAACCCGAGUUCAUGCAGAUGUGACCAUCAAUCUGAAUGUCAGAGAUCACAUCAAAGAUGAAUGGGAAGGUCUUCGUAAACAUGAUGUAUGCUUUUUGAUUACUGUGCGUUCCACAAAACCAUAUGGUACUAAAUUUGACUGCAGGAGACCUUUUAUUGAGCAGGUCGGCUUGGUUUAUGUCAGAGGCUGUGAAAUCCAGGGCAUGCUGGAUGAUAAAGGGCGUGUCAUUGAGGAUGGACCUGAGCCCAGACCUAAUCUUCGAGGAGAAUCAAGGACAUUUCAAGUGUUUUUGGAUCCAAACCAGUAUCAGCAGGAUAUGACCAAUACUAUCCAAAGUGGAGCAGAAGAUGUGUAUGACACUUUCAAUAUAAUAAUGAGGAGAAAACCAAAAGAAAAUAACUUCGAGGCUGUGCUGGAGACUAUUCGGAACCUGAUGAAUACCGAUUGUGUGGUACCUGACUGGCUGCAUGAUAUCAUUUUAGGUUAUGAAGACCCAAGCAGUGCCCAUUAUUCAAAAAUGCCCAAUCAGAUUGCCACCCUUGAUUUCAAUGAUACAUUUCUCUCCAUUGAGCAUUUAAAGGCCAGCUUUCCUGGUCAUAAUGUUAAAGUAACUGUGGAUGACGCAGCUCUACAGAUACCCCCUUUCAGGAUUACCUUUCCAGUAAGAAGCGGAAAGGGAAUGAAAAGGAAAGAUGCAGAUAGUGCUGAUGAGGACCCUGAAGAGGUGAAGACUUUAAUUGUGGAACCUCAUGUUAUUCCUAACAGGGGUCCUUACCCUUAUAGCCAACCCAAACGUAAUACAAUUCAGUUCACUCAUACACAGAUAGAAGCCAUCCGUGCUGGGAUGCAGCCUGGGCUAACUAUGGUUGUGGGCCCACCUGGUACAGGAAAAACAGAUGUGGCAGUCCAAAUCAUAUCCAACAUCUACCACAAUUUCCCGGAACAGAGGACUCUUAUUGUUACUCAUUCCAAUCAGGCCCUGAACCAGUUGUUUGAAAAGAUCAUGGCUUUAGACAUUGACGAGCGUCACCUACUCCGUCUUGGUCAUGGAGAAGAAGAACUAGAGACUGAGAAAGAUUUCAGCAGAUAUGGAAGAGUUAAUUAUGUCCUGGCUCGAAGAAUAGAACUUUUAGAAGAAGUCAAACGAUUGCAAAAAAGCCUAGGUGUUCCAGGAGAUGCCUCAUACACCUGUGAAACUGCGGGCUAUUUCUUCUUAUAUCAGGUGAUGUCUCGUUGGGAAGAAUAUAUCAGCAAAGUGAAAAAUAAAGGUAGUGCACUGCCAGAUGUCACAGAAAUCUCUACCUUCUUCCCUUUCCAUGAAUAUUUUGCAAAUGCUCCUCAGCCCAUUUUUAAAGGCAGAUCUUAUGAUGAAGACAUGGAAAUUGCUGAAGGAUGUUUUAGGCAUAUUAAGAAAAUCUUCACUCAGCUUAAAUAUUCGAACAUGGAGCAGUCUCUCUUCACUCGCUUUGUCCGUGUUGGAGUUCCUACUGUGGGUCUUGAUGCUCAGGGUAGAGCCAGAGCAAGCUUGUGUAACCUCUACAACUGGCGGUACAAGAACCUUGGAAACUUACCCCAUCUGCAACUCUUGCCAGAGUUCAGCACGGCAAAUGCCGGCUUGCUGUAUGACUUCCAACUCAUCAAUGUGGAAGAUUUUCAGGGAGUGGGAGAAUCUGAACCUAAUCCUUACUUUUAUCAGAAUCCUGGAGAGGCAGAAUAUGUAGUAGCACUUUUUAUGUAUAUGUGCUUACUUGGUUACCCUGCGGACAAAAUUAGUAUUCUAACAACGUACAAUGGGCAAAAGCAUCUUAUUCAUGACAUCAUCAAUAGACGAUGUGGGAAUAAUCCAUUAAUUGGAAGGCCAAAUAAGGUGACAACUGUUGAUAGAUUUCAAGGUCAACAGAAUGACUAUAUUCUUCUUUCUCUAGUACGAACAAGAGCAGUGGGUCAUCUGAUGGAUGUUCGUCGCUUAGUGGUGGCCAUGUCUAGAGCUAGACUUGGACUCUAUAUCUUCGCUAGAGUGUCCCUCUUCCAAAACUGUUUUGAAUUGACUCCAGCUUUCAGCUAACUCACAGCUCGUCCACUUCAUUUGCAUAUAAUUCCAGCAGAACCUUUCCCAACCACUAGAAAGAAUGGUGAAAGACCAUCUCAAGAAGUACAGAUAGUGAAGAACAUGCCCCAGAUGGCGAACUAUGUGUAUAACAUGUACCUGCAUUUCAUACGGACCACACAUCACUAUCACCAGACUUUCUUACAACUACCACCUGCUAUGGUAGAAGAAGGGGAGGAAAUUCCAAGCCAAGAAACAGAACUAGAAACAGAAGAAGAUGCCAUGGCUGCUCAAGAUGACAUCAUACCCAGUCCAGCAGAUGCCAGCUGCAGUCAGGAGAUCCCAGCCUCUCAGCCUGACACCGCCUCUGGGCAGGCUAAGGCUGCCCUUGAUCAGGCUGAGAUGACCCCUAGCCCAUCAGAGGCCACCCCUACUGUGUAUGAGAUGACUGCAGCGUCAGCAGGUCCUGCUGCUGCACAGGCAGAGGCUGCCACCCCUCAAGAUACCACACCCACCCUAGAAGAGACAGAGUAGCCAAACUGCAGCCUUCCUGGGAGGCCAUUUCACUCAUACAGUUACUACUUUAUAGUUUACAUUUGCUCCUACUGUUUAAAAGGCACUAACUGAUGUUCAGUCCUUUUGUUAACUGGUUUUGUUAUGUAUAGUUCUUGUACAUAUCUUUAAAAAUUGUAUAUGGACAACUCUUUUUUUUUUCAUUUGUUAAGUCCGGCAAAUAACCAUUCCCCUGGUAUUUUGAUCACUGAAAAAUAUAUCUGUAAUCCUAUGCACAUUAAAAUAAUUUU